Messenger RNA from Larimichthys crocea (large yellow croaker), 515 nucleotides. Its product is annotated as chondrolectin. The record is from RefSeq and is a predicted model, not a curated record. Lineage: Eukaryota; Metazoa; Chordata; Actinopteri; Sciaenidae. The annotation marks the transcript as partial. The transcript is spliced from 3 exons. Gene Ontology annotation, cellular component: cytoplasm. Gene Ontology annotation, biological process: positive regulation of axonogenesis.
GGAAACGGAACACGGAGGAUUUAUUUUGAAUUUCUGUGUUACAAAACAAACAAAAAGCAGAAGAUGACGAUGGCUCGGUCGGUGAUGCUGGUGGUCCUCGCGGUCGUCAUGGCGAUGAUGGUUGCCCAGGUGAAGGGAGCGCGAGUGGUGAGCGGUCAGACGGUGUGUUUGGGUGGUCCAGAGCGUCCCUGCUAUAAGAUCGCAUAUUUCCACGAUGUGUCGAGCCGUGUUGCCUUCAAGGAGGCACGUCAGGCCUGCGAGAUGGACGGAGGGUCCCUGCUCAGCAUUGAGAGCCAGGCCGAGCAGACAGACAUCGAAAAUCUGCUCCAGGAGCUGCGUUCAGGAGCAGUAGGCGGUGCAGGAGGUGGAGCAGGAGGCGGCAUAGCGGACGGUGAUUUCUGGAUCGGUCUGACUCGAGUGGACGGAGUUGAUCAAACUCAUCCUGAACUCAGCAACACCUUCACUUCAUGUCCACAGCUGUACUACUGGACAGACGGCAGUGUGGCCUCCUACAG